Phacochoerus africanus (Common warthog) is the source of this 1825-nucleotide messenger RNA. It is a transcript of the gene ERAL1, whose product is annotated as Era like 12S mitochondrial rRNA chaperone 1. Gene Ontology annotation, biological process: ribosomal small subunit assembly. Gene Ontology annotation, cellular component: mitochondrial matrix. Bases 41 to 1354 code for a protein of 437 amino acids. Gene Ontology annotation, molecular function: GTP binding; rRNA binding; ribosomal small subunit binding. NCBI's taxonomy places the organism in Eukaryota, Metazoa, Chordata, Mammalia, Artiodactyla, Suidae. The transcript is spliced from 10 exons. The record is from RefSeq and is a predicted model, not a curated record.
GUGCGUUCCCGGCUAGUUCCCGCAGUGCCUUGCGGCUGCCAUGGCUUCCCCCGGCUGGCAAGGGAUUGCGCUUCUUCGGACCGUCUUAGGGGUCUGGACGCGGGGCCCAGAGGCUGCGAGAGAGUGCGCGGCCCGGCUCCCCUCGCUCUUGGGCAGUCAUCGGAGGUGCAUUUCCUGUGUCGCGAGCCAGGCUUUCUCUGGUCCCCGCCUAGCCUCGGCUUCUCGCCCUAAUGGCCACAGCUCAGCCUUGGACUGCUUCCUCGGACUCUCUCAGCCCGAUAGUUCGUUGACUUUUCACGUCCCCGCCGUGUCCAUGCACAGAGAUGAGCAGAAUCUCCUCUUGGUCCACCGCCCUGACAUGCCUGAGAACCCCCGGGUCCUACGAGUAGUCAUCCUGGGUGCCCCAAAUGCAGGGAAGUCAACACUCUCCAACAAGCUGCUGGGCCGAAAAGUGUUCCCUGUCUCCAAGAAGGUGCACACCACUCGCAGCCAAGCUCUGGGGGUCAUCACAGAGAAAGAGGCCCAGGUGAUUCUACUUGAUACUCCUGGCCUCAUCAGCCCUGCUAAACAGAAAAGGCACCAUUUGGAGCCCUCUUUGUUGGAAGAUCCGUGGAAGAGCAUGGAAUCUGCUGAUCUGGUUGUGGUUCUUGUGGAUGUCUCGGACCAGUGGACUCGGAACCAGCUCAGCCCCCAGGUGCUCCAGUGCUUGACCCAGUUCUCCCAAGUGCCCAGCAUCCUUGUCAUGAACAAGGUGGAUCGCCUGAAGCAGAAGUCAGUUCUCCUGGAGCUCACGGCAGCCCUCACCGAAGGCGUGGUCGACGGCAAGCAGCUCACGGUGAGGCAGGCCUUGCGCUCACAGCGGGAUGCUCGUCGCCCCGGCCCAGCCGCUAAGGGCCCAGACACAGAGUCUGUGGGAGACCCUCGGAGGACUGGCUGGCCCCACUUCCAGGAGAUCUUUAUGUUGUCCGCUCUAAGCCAGGAGGAUGUGAAAAUACUAAAGCAAUACCUCCUGGCACAGGCCCGGCCCGGGCCCUGGGAGUUCCACAGUGGAGUUCUCACCAGCCAGACGCCUCAGGAGAUCUGCGCCAACAUCGUCCGAGAGAAGCUGCUAGAGUACCUGCCCCAGGAGGUGCCCUAUGGAGUGCAGCAGAAGACGAUGAUGUGGGAGGAAGGGCCAAGCGGGCAGCUGGUGAUUGAACAGAAGCUUCUGGUGCCCAAAGAAUCUCAUAUGAGGCUCCUGAUCGGUCCAAAGGGGCACUUGAUCUCCCAGAUUGCGCAGGAGGUGGGCCAAGACCUCAUGGACAUCUUCCUCUGUGAGGUUCAGCUCCGCCUGUCUGUGAAACUCCUCAAGUGACCACCGUCUGCUGUCUUUCCUGAAGUGUCCCUGCCCAAGAUGCUGGCGGGAGCCGCGGACCAGACCCGAACUGCCCCUGCCCGGGGCCCACAGGCUCUGGGGAGGGUCUUGGUCACUGGCUGACUGGCUGACUGCUGGCCUGGCCUGGCCGAGUCCGCACAGCACCUGCCCAGCUGUGCUGCCUGUUGGGGGAAGGAACCCACCUUAGCUCGGUUGCCAGGUGGUUCCUCUCCCUGGGGCUAGAGCUGCUGAGGUCUUAGAAGCUGGCCCUUUGGUGUGGGGGCAGGAGCGCUGUGGCACCGCUCCUGCCUGGCACUGGGCCGGUUUCUCCCAGGGUGCCGGUUGUUAGCUGAGGAGAUCCUUCCCCUCUCCCCUCAGUUCCUGCACCUCGCAGCUGUGUGAGGACCCAUGUGUCCCGAGUGAGAUUGUGCCGCCCACCCAGCCCUCUCUAAUAAAGUUAAAAGACAAGCA